Molecule: messenger RNA, 4743 nt
Organism: Closterium sp. NIES-65
Lineage: Eukaryota; Viridiplantae; Streptophyta; Zygnematophyceae; Desmidiales; Closteriaceae
Source: the annotation of a GenBank genome assembly
AUGUAUGUGAUGUCUACUAGUGGAGAGGGUGCUGAGUACUUGUGUGUGCCGCCCGACCCGGGCAUUAGGGCCAGUGCGUCUGCCGCUCCAGGUACUCGCGUGUCGGCUACCCCAGGUGCUGCUGAGGCUGCUGCUCUAGGUGCUCGUGUGUCUCCCCCCCUUGGUACUGCGUCGACUGCCGCACUGCACACCUUCACACUGGACUCAGGUGCUUCUCGAUGCUUCUUUCGUGACCGCACUGCCCUUGAGCCGCUUGCUCGGCCAGUUGCUAUCUCCCUUGCUGACCCCUCUGGGGGUCCGGUCAUUGCGACCUCUUCCACUGUCCUUCCCUGCCCUGCGGUCCCGUUGGGCACACUGUCAGGUCUCCACCUCCCCUCGUUCUCUACGAACUUGGUGGCAGGAUGUGCACUCCAGGACGGGGGUGUUCACCAGUUCACCCCUGCCUACGAGCGCGUGACACACUGCACGUGUGCUCGUACGGGCCGUCACUUGGCUACCUUCACUAGGCAGCCGGGGUCGGACCUGUACACACUGACUACUGAGUCCCCUCAGGUUGCUGCAACUGCGUCCGCGUCCGCGUCAGGUCAGCUGUCCGCCCCCUGCUUGUGUCGCUCUUUGGCACACGAGACUGUCCUCUGGCACCACCGCCUUGGCCACCCGUCUGUGCAGCGGCUUCGUGCCAUGCACUCCCGGUACCUUGUCUCUGGCCUGCCCAGGGUCCUUCCUGCCCUCCCACCCUCGCCUGCUCCUACCUGUCUCCCUUGUGUCGAGGGACGGCAGCGCGCCGCUCCUCACUCCUCCUCGUUCCCCCCGACGACUGCUCCCUUGCAGACACUCCACAUGGACGUGUGGGGCCCAGCCCGCGUCCGUGGUCAGGGUCAGGAGAGGUACUUCCUGAUAGUUGUUGACGACUACUCGCGCUACACCUCGGUCUUCCCCUUGCGCACCAAGGGUGAGGUCCCUGAUGUCUUGAUCCCUUGGAUCUGCAGAGCCCGUCUCCAGCUCAGCGAGCGUUUUCACUCGGACUUUCCUGUCCUGCGCUUGCACUCUGACAGAGGUGGUGAGUUCUCCUCCGACCUCUUGGCAGCCUACUGUGCUGAGCACGGCAUUGAGCAGUCGUUCACGCUUCCGGCUUCUCCACAGCAGAAUGGGGUUGCGGAGCGCCGCAUUGGCCUGGUCAUGGAGGUCGCCCGUACCUCCUUGAUCCAUGCGGCUGCCCCCCACUUUCUGUGGCCGUUUGCGGUCCGGUACACUGCGCAUCAGCUCAACCUCUGGCCCCGUGUCUCCUUGCCGGAGACCUCGCCCACGCUGCUGUGGACGAGGGAGGUUGGCGAUGCGUCGCGUUUCCGGGUCUGGGGGUCUCGAGCUUUUGUCCGCGAUUCGUCUGCGGACAAGCUCUCCUCCCGUGCUGUUCCCUGCAUCUUCCUCGGCUUUGUCCCGGACGCGUCUGGUUGGCAGUUUUACCACGCCACCUCGCGUCGAGUCUUGCCCUCCCAGGACGUCACUUUUGACAAGUCCGUCCCCUACUACUGCCUCUUCCCCUACCGCACUGCCCCACUCCCCCCCCCCCGCCUCUCUUCCUCGCGCCAAGUAGACCCGGUUGAGCCUGUUGAGGUAGCUGUCGACUCUCGUCCUGCUGGGGGUGCUGAGCCUGGGGGUGCUGAGCCUGGGGGUGUGGAGACUGGGGGUGUGGAGCCUGGGGGUGUGGAGCCUGGGGGUGUGGAGCCUGGGGGUGUGGAGCUUGAGGGUGCUGAGCUUGGAGGUGUGGAGCCUCGUGGUGCUGAGCUGCGGAGUCCGGAGUCUGGGGGUUCUGUGUCUGGAGGUACUAGGCCUGGGAGUCCUGCACCUGGAAGAGCCCUCUCCUCGGAGCAGCUGCGUGCGUGGUACUUAGAGUACUGCAGCCUCCGGAGAGGUACCGCUCGAGCCGGACGUACUACUGGGACUGGUGCAAGUGCUUCUUCUCCCGUUCGGGAGCUCCCCUCCCGCGAGCGGAUCCGUGAGUGGUACGAGCGGCGCUGCACUCUUCGGAGUGGCGUGCCUUGUGUUACGGACCUCGCUGCUGUUGGAGCUGCUGCUGGUGCUGAGGACCCGGGCGUUGGAGCUGCUGCUGGUGCUGAGGACCCGGGCGUUGGAGCCGCUGCUGGUGCUGAGGACCCGGGCGUUGGAGCUGCUGCUGGUGCUGAGGACACGGGCGUUGGAGCUGCUGCUGGUGCUGAGGACCCAGGCGCUGGAGCCGCUGCUGGUGCAGAGGACCCGGGCGUUGGAGCUUCUGCUGGUGCUGAGGACCCAAGCGUUGGAGCUGCCGCUGGUGCUGCGGACCCGGGCGUUGGAGCUGCUACUGGUGCUGAGGACCCGGGCGUUGGAGCUGCCGCUGGUGCUGAGGACGUGGGCGCUGGAGCUGCUGCUGGUGCUGCGGACCCUGUUGCGGGUGUCCCUGCUGGCUCUGGUGUCGCUGCUCGGUCUCGGCCGUACUUUGUUCCGCUCCUUCAGCAGGUUCUUGGUCAGCUUCCUCCUCCUUUUUCUCCUCCCUCCUUAGCGUGUCCUCCGCCAGUCCAGCUUCAGUCGGCGUUACCGUCUGCCUCCUCUCUCCCUGGUCCUGCUCCUUACACUGGUCUGACUGGAGGUCUUACUGAGCAGCGUGAGCCUGCGUCUCGUCCUGCGUCGCCUGCGUCUCGUCCUGAGUCGCCUGUCCGCACUGCUCUCUCUAGUAGUCGAGUCCAGCGUCAGCGUCUUCCUGCUGUCCCAGGCACUCGCCGGAUGGCGCUUCGUCCGUCUACUGCUCCACAGCGUGUCCCACUGCCGUCUCCUCCUGCUUCCUCUCUUCCUGCUCUUGCUGACCCUGGGUCAGACUCUCUUCGUGCUACCAGUCCUACUGUCACGCGUCUCCUGGCUACUAUUGUCACUGACCCUUCCUUUGAGUCUGCUGUUGCGUCUGCCUUAGUUGCUGAGCUUGUCGACUUUGCUGCUCGUUGUCGUCUAGACUACGCUGCUAGCCUAGUUGCUGAGUCUGAAUCUGUCUGUCCUCCGUCCGUCGGGGGUGAGUGUGCUCUUGGCACUGACGUCCUUGAGGACACGCAGGACGAGUUUGAGUGCUUUGCUGCCGCUUUGCCCCAUCUCGUGUCCAUGCUUGUUGCCCCUGAGGGAGACCCGGAUGCACCAGACAUCCCGACCCCACGCUCUUACGCAGAGGCGAUGGCCGGUCCCUACUCCUCUCAGUGGCAGUCAGCCAUGGACACAGAGAUGGCUUCCUGGAAGUCCACAGGCACCUACGUCGACGAGGUUCCCCCACCUGGGGCGAACAUCGUCAGUGGCUUGUGGAUUUUCAGGGUGAAGCGGCAGCCGGGCUCUCCGCCUGUCUUCAAGGCGCGUUACGUUGCACGAGGCUUCAGUCAGCGAGAGGGAGUUGACUUCUUCCAGACCUUCUCCCCGACCCCGAAGAUGACCACUCUUCGGGUUCUGCUGCACGUCGCCGCUCAGCGUGACUACGAGCUCCACUCGCUUGACUUCAGCACUGCUUUCCUGCAGGGCAGCCUGCACGAGGAGAUCUGGCUGCGCCGUCCACCUGGCUUCACUGGGUUGUUCCCUCCUAGUACCCAGUGGAGCCUCCGACGGCCAGUCUACGGUCUCCGCCAGGCGCCUCGUGAGUGGCACGACACACUGAGGACUACGCUUGCGGCUCUUGGGUUCGCGCCUUCUACUGCUGACCCGUCGCUGUUUCUACGCACCGACACCUCACUGUCGCCGUUCUACGUCCUUGUGUACGUCGAUGACUUGGUCUUUGCUACUGCUGACACUGUGGCACUCGCCCACGUGAAGUCGGAGCUGCAGAAGAGACACACGUGCACAGACCUGGGUGAACUGACAAGCUAUCUUGGCUUGCGGAUCACCCGGGACAGAGCACGCCGCACCAUCACCUUGACUCAGUCACACAUGGUGCAGCAGGUCCUUCAGCGCUUCCGCUUCACGUACUCCUCGCCUCAGCCCACUCCUCUGCCUACCGGUCACUCGCUCUCAGCUCUGCCUUCGGAUGAGUCCGUAGAGCCGAGUGGCCCGUAUCCAGAGCUUGUGGGUUGCCUCAUGUACCUGAUGACUUGCACUCGACCAGACCUUGCAUACCCUCUCAGCAUUCUUGCACGCUAUGUCGCUCCCGGCCGUCACCGGAAGGAGCACAUGGAUGCAGCUAAGAGGGUGUUGCGCUACUUGUGCAGUACGUCGGGCAUGGGGCUAGUGCUUGGAGGGCGAGUCCCAAUUGUUCUCACUGGACACUCAGACGCUUCUUGGGCAGACGACCAGGCUACUCUGCGGUCGUCUCAGGGUUACUCCUUCAAUCUUGGCUCUGGUUCUGUUUCUUGGCGUUCUACUCGCUCUUCUUCUGUUCUCAGCUCCAGUUGUGAGGCUGAGAUCUACGCCACAGCCAUGGCGGCCCAGGAGCUACGCUGGCUCACCUACUUGCUGACCGACCUUGGAGAGCAGCCUCGUUCUCCUCCAGUGCUGUACGUCGACAACAAGGCAGCCAUUGCCUUGUGUGAGGAGCACAGACUGGAGCACAGAACGAAGCACAUUGCUCUGCGUUACUUCCUUGCUCGAGAGCUGCAGCAGCGUGGUCAGCUUCGCCUGCGUUACGUGGCCUCUGAGGCCAACAGUGCUGAUGUGUUCACCAAGGCGCUUCACCCUUGUGACCAUCAGCGCUUUUGCACUCUUCUAGGCCUUGUGCCUACUGGACCUCACUUGCUUACUUCUUGA